GGCGCUGGUGAGCUGUGCGGAGCUGGGCGGUGCCGAGGAGGAGGAGGAGGAGGUGGCGGCCGGGGUCUGACGCGGCCGGGUUCGUGGGGGGCCUCUCCUGUUUAUUUAUUUAUUUACCGGGAGAGAACGCCGAGCCGCCGCCGUCGCCGAGAAGCCCUUGUUCCCGCUGCGGGCUGCGAGAGAGGAGUCUGGAGCCGACAAGAUGGCGGACGGGGAGCUGAACGUGGACAGCCUCAUCACCCGCCUGCUGGAGGUACGAGGGUGUCGACCAGGAAAGAUUGUGCAGAUGACUGAAGCAGAAGUGCGGGGCCUGUGUAUCAAGUCUCGGGAGAUCUUCCUCAGCCAGCCUAUUCUUCUAGAAUUGGAGGCACCACUGAAAAUUUGUGGAGAUAUUCAUGGACAGUAUACAGAUUUACUGAGAUUAUUUGAAUAUGGAGGUUUCCCACCAGAAGCCAACUAUCUUUUCUUGGGAGAUUAUGUGGACAGAGGAAAACAGUCUUUGGAAACCAUUUGUUUGCUAUUGGCUUACAAAAUCAAAUAUCCAGAGAACUUCUUUCUCUUAAGAGGAAACCAUGAGUGUGCUAGCAUCAAUCGCAUUUAUGGAUUCUAUGAUGAAUGCAAACGGAGGUUUAAUAUUAAAUUGUGGAAGACCUUUACUGAUUGUUUCAACUGUCUGCCUAUAGCUGCCAUUGUGGAUGAGAAGAUCUUCUGUUGUCAUGGAGGACUGUCACCAGAUCUACAGUCGAUGGAACAGAUCCGGAGAAUCAUGAGACCCACUGAUGUCCCAGAUACAGGUUUACUCUGUGAUUUACUGUGGUCUGACCCAGACAAGGAUGUGCAAGGCUGGGGAGAAAAUGACCGUGGUGUGUCUUUUACCUUUGGAGCCGAUGUAGUCAGUAAAUUUCUGAAUCGUCAUGAUUUAGACUUGAUUUGUCGAGCGCAUCAGGUGGUGGAAGACGGAUAUGAAUUUUUUGCUAAGCGGCAGUUGGUAACUCUGUUUUCAGCCCCAAAUUACUGUGGCGAGUUUGAUAAUGCUGGUGGAAUGAUGAGUGUGGAUGAAACCUUGAUGUGUUCAUUUCAGAUAUUGAAACCAUCUGAAAAGAAAGCUAAAUACCAGUAUGGUGGACUGAAUUCUGGACGCCCUGUCACUCCACCUCGAACAGCGAAUCCACCGAAGAAAAGGUGAAGAAGGAAUUCUGUAAAGAAACCGUCAGAUUUGUUUAAGGACAUACUUCAUAAUAUAUAUAUAAGUGUGCACUGUAAAACCAUCCAGCCACUUGACACCCUUUAUGAUGUCACACCUUUAACUUAAGGAGACGGGUAAAGGAUCUUCAAUUUUUUUCUAAUAGAAAGAUGUGCUACACUGUAUUGUAUAUUCUGUUAUAAUAUUCAACAAAGUUAAAUCCAAAUUCGAAAUUAUCCAUUAAAGUUACAGCUUCACGUAUCACAAUUUUUAAAGUUGAAAAGCAUCCCAGUUAAACUAGAUGUGGUAAUUAAACCAGAUGAAAGCAUGAUGAUCCAUCUGUGUAAUGUGGUUUUAGUGUUGCUUGGUUGUUUAAUUAUUUGGGGGUUGUUUUGUUUUGUUUGUUUUUGCUAGAAUAAUGGCAAUUAAAAAAUUUUUCCCUAAACAUUUUUAAAAAGUGAAAUAUGGAAGAGCUUUAAAGACAUUCACCAACUGUUACUUUCUUUUGCUUAUCUACUUACAUACUGUUUGAUCUUAAGAGAAUUUAUUCCUUAUUACAUUAAAAAGGAAUUUUAGAAAUUGAUAGCUUUUUAAAAGUAUGCAGACUGUCCAGUUCAUUGAUUUUAAUGAAACAGUUUAGGCAAACUUUACAGCUGAUAGUGAAUAUUUUGCUUUAUACAGAAAUGGCCACUAAUUUGGAUUUGUGCACUCUAAUUUUUAACUUAUUGAUGCUCUAUUGUGCAGUAGCAUUUCAUUUAACUUUAAGGUAAGGCUCAUAUAGUAUUACCCAACUAGUUGGUAAUGUGAUUAUGUGGUACCUUGGCUUUAGGUUUUAAUUCGCACGAAACACAUUUUGGCAUGCUUAACUUUUUGGUAUCACCCUCACCUGCAUUGGUUUUGUUUUUUUUGGGGGGGGGGGAUUUUUGCUUUGUUGUUGUUGCUGGGUUUUGUUUUUAGAUCCACAGAACAAGAGAAUCCUUUUUUGACAAGCCUUGGAGAGCUGACACUGUCUCUUUUUUCCUCCCCUUAUCCGAAGGAUGUGCUUAGUUGAAUGCUGGUCAGUGGGACAUUCUGUCAACUAUGGGUAUUGGGUGCUUAACUGUCUAAUAUUGCCAUGUGAAUGUUGUAUACGAUUGUAAGGCUUAUGUCACUAAAGAUUUUUAUUCUGAUUUUUCAUAAUCAAAGUUCAUAUGAUAUUGUAUAGAUAAUGCUUUGUAGUGAACUAUAGUAGCAAUAAUUUCUGUAUGUGAUCAAGAGUUUAUUGCAGCAUUUUUUUUCCUGUUCUUUCUUUUUUUAAGGGUUAGCGUUAACAAGGCAAGGAGUAGAAAAGUCACCAUAAAGAUUUUAGAAGGAGAACGUACAGAACACAGAUUUGUGAUUGUUUGGAUGUGAUGCUAAAAGCUUUUACUGAGCAUUGUCAAAUUUGUAAGCUUCAUAGGGAUGGACAUCACAUUUAUAAUGCCCUUCUAUACGUGCUACCAUAGACGUGAAAUUCUUGACCUCAGUAUUGUCUUUGAAAAUGUUAAAUUGAAAAUUCUGUUGACUUACAGUUUAUGAAUUGGCACAUUGUAUUACUGCAAGAAAUAUUUUUCAGCACAGUGCAAAGGUUCCUUAAACUGCAUAUGUCUUUUUUCUUUUCUAAUUCCAUUUUGUUUUAAAGCACAUUUUAAAUGUAGUUUUCUCAUUUAGUAAAAGUUGUCUAAUUGAUAUGAA
Messenger RNA from Ochotona curzoniae (black-lipped pika), 2896 nucleotides. RefSeq names its product protein phosphatase 1 catalytic subunit beta (gene PPP1CB). Bases 203 to 1186 code for a protein of 327 amino acids. Gene Ontology annotation, cellular component: nucleus; cytoplasm. Gene Ontology annotation, molecular function: protein serine/threonine phosphatase activity. Gene Ontology annotation, biological process: circadian regulation of gene expression; regulation of circadian rhythm. The transcript is spliced from 9 exons. Lineage: Eukaryota; Metazoa; Chordata; Mammalia; Lagomorpha; Ochotonidae. The record is from RefSeq and is a predicted model, not a curated record.